This is a messenger RNA of Amaranthus tricolor (Joseph's coat), 384 nucleotides long. Its product is annotated as cysteine-rich receptor-like protein kinase 10. NCBI's taxonomy places the organism in Eukaryota, Viridiplantae, Streptophyta, Magnoliopsida, Caryophyllales, Amaranthaceae. The record is from RefSeq and is a predicted model, not a curated record. The coding region runs from base 1 to 384 and encodes 127 amino acids. The transcript has a single exon.
AUGACAACAAGGAUCAUGGAACUAACAAAGUUACCCUUAUUCUUGUUCUUAGUACUUCAACUCAUUUUAUUGAUCCCAAAAUCUUGUGCUCAAAUUGAUUUCAUCUACCAUAUAUGUGGUGGCAAUUACACAACUCCUAGUCCAUAUGAAAAUAACCUCAAAACAGCUUUGAAUUCCAUGUCCUCGGAUACUCGAAUCAAUUAUGGCUAUUACAACUUCACUGCAGGCCAUGAACCCUACAAAGUCGAAGCCAUGGCUCUAUGCAGGUCCGAUAAAUCCAUCGAUACAUGCCGGUCAUGUGUCCGUGACUCAGCUGCUACUCUGCCUACAGUCUGUCUCAACAACAAAAAGGCUUUUGGGUUCUCUGAAUAUUGCUUAGCUUGA